Molecule: messenger RNA, 2148 nt
Organism: Prunus armeniaca (apricot)
Lineage: Eukaryota; Viridiplantae; Streptophyta; Magnoliopsida; Rosales; Rosaceae
Source: the annotation of a GenBank genome assembly
AUGGAAAACAAUCAUGGAUGUUCUCGUUUUGGGAGAAAUGACGAAGAUAUUUGUCUUGCGGAUAGUACAACUAUGCACACAAUUCUUCGAGAUAAAAAAUAUUUUGAUAAUUUACAUUUAUCAAAAGCGAAGGUAACUACCAUACUAGGUUCUGCAAACCUAAUUGACGGCUCUGGAAGAGCUCAAAUUUGGUUACCCAAUGGGACUCAAUUCACCAUUGAUAAUGCUUUGUACUCUUUGAGAUCAAGAAGAAAUUUACUUAGCUUUAAAGACAUUCGAAUGAACGAAUACCAUAUUGAAACUAGAAAGGAUCAAAAUGUGGAGUAUCUUUGCAUUACCACCAAUAUUAACAGCCAGAGGCGUAUAUUGGAAACACUUCCUGCUUUCUCUUCUGGGUGGUAUUAUACAACCAUCAAAGCAGUUGAAGUCCAUGCUAUCAUGGACCAGAAGUUCAUUGACCCAAAGACUUUCAUGCUUUGGCAUGAUCGUCUUGGGCAUCCUGGAUCCACAAUGAUGCGUAGGAUUAUUUCAAAUUCAAAUGGACAUCCUUUAAAGCCUCACCAUAGUACUUUGUCCAUUGACCAGUCUUGCAAAGCUUGCUCCCAAGGGAAAUUGAUCAUCAGACCACCUCCGUCAAAACUUGGCUUUGAAUGUCCAUCUUUCUUACAGAGAAUUCAAGGGGAUAUUUGUUGGCCAUUUCACCCAUCUUGUGGACCAUUUCGUUAUUUUAUGAUUUUAAUUGAUGCAUCUAUAAGAUGGUCACACGUUUGUCUAUUGUCAACUCGCAAUGUUGCUUUUGCUAGGCUCCUUGCUCAGAUAAUUAAAUUACGAGCACAAUUCCCUGAUUAUCCAAUAAAGUCAAUUCAACUUGAUAACGCUGGUGAGUUUACCUCCCAAACUUUUGAUGCCUAUUGCAUGUCACUUGGGAUUGAUGUUGAGCACCCAGUUCCCCACGUUCAUACUCAAAAUGGAUUAGCAGAAGCUUUUAUCAAGCGUCUCCAGUUUAUUGCUCGCACUUUGCUAUUGAAGACAAAGUUGCCAACUUCUGCUUGGAGAUAUGCAAUUUUACAUGGAGCAACUUUAGUUCGCUUGAGGCCCGUUGCCCAACACCAAUUCUCCCCUUUACAACUUGCCUUUGGGAGACAACCCAAUAUAUCACAUUUAAGGGUUUUUGGUUGUGCAGUUUAUGUGCCAAUUGCAGCCCUACAACGCACUAAAAUGGGUCCUCAACAUCGAUUGGGAAUAUACAUUGGUUUUGAUUCACCAACUAUCAUUCGCUAUCUCAAACCUAUAACAGGAGAUACUUUUACAGCACGCUUUGCAGAUUGUCACUAUGAUGAGACAUUCUUCCCGCCGUUAAGGGGAGAAAAGACCGUUCCUGAAGAACGACGUGAAUUAGGUUGGAACAUAUCCAUUAUGUCUCAUCUUAACCCUUGUACAACUCAAAGUGAAAAUGAAGUACGAAAGAUUGUCCACCUUCAGCAAAUUGCUAAUAAAAUGCUAGAUGCAUUCACUGACAUAGGAAAAGUGACAAAAUCACAUAUACCUGCAGCAAAUACACCAGUAAGGAUUGAUAUCCCAAUCGGAUUAACCAAUGUUGCAGCAAAUGAAUCAUCUACUGCACGCUUGAAGCGAGGUAGACUCGUUGGUUCGAAGGACUCAGCUCCUAGAAAGCGAAAAUCGAAAGCAUAUUCCAACCCCAAUGAAAACGCUCAUGAAGAUAUUAUUGGGAAAGAGAUUGACCUUGAACCUACAAUUCAUCUAGAGAGUGAAAGUGUCAUUGAAAAGAUACAAGCCACUGAAGAGGAAAAGAUACCUAAUACAGAAAUUUCUGUAAAUUUCGUAUGUAAUGAUGAAUUGUGGGACCGUAGUGAAAUGGUUAUCGAUGAUAUUUUUUAUUUCGCAGUAGCUACUGAAAUUAUAAAAGGUCAUGAAGAUAUUGAACCACAAUAUGUUGAUGAACGCAAAGAGAGGCCCGAUUGGCCAAAGUGGAAAGACGCAAUCCAAGCUGAGUUAAAUUCCUUGGAAAAACAUGGUGUAUUCGGACAUGUGGUUCAAACACCACAAGGUGUAAAACUUGUGGGAUAUAAAUGGGUGUUCACAAGAAAGCAUAAUGAGAAAAAUGAGAUUGCAAGGUAUAAGGCAUGA